Molecule: messenger RNA, 2472 nt
Organism: Formica exsecta
Lineage: Eukaryota; Metazoa; Arthropoda; Insecta; Hymenoptera; Formicidae
Product: PAX3- and PAX7-binding protein 1
Exons: 16
Coding region: 1-2472 (823 amino acids)
Biological process (GO): mRNA splicing, via spliceosome; spliceosomal complex disassembly
Cellular component (GO): nucleus; U2-type post-mRNA release spliceosomal complex
Molecular function (GO): DNA binding
Source: RefSeq, a predicted model, not a curated record
AUGUCAUUAUUCAACAAGCCGAAGCGAAAUAUACGCCGACGUCCUUUCAACGAUGAGGAUGAAGAUAAUGAAAACAGAAUAGAGGUGGAGGACGCGCAGCCUGUCAAAAUUAAGACGAAGAAGAAGGAUAAGCCAAAGCAGACGCGCCUCAGUUUCGGAGAGGAGCUGGAACAAGGGGACGACGGAGAAGUUUUUAUAGUCAAGAAAUCGUCGAGGAGCAAAAAGCUGAUGAAACAGCUAGAUCACGAGAGGAAGAAAAAGAAAGGUGAAGAGAAAAUGCAAAUGGACACUGAGCAAGCGAAUAAAUCCAUUAAGCAGGAAAAAGAUUUAGAGAUAAAGACAGAUGAUCUAGUAGUUAAAAUAAAAAACACGGGACCCCUGAUUUUGAACGGACGUGCUGCGUUGGCAGCAGGAAAGGAUGACUAUACAUCGGAUGAAGAGGAAGAUGAGUCUUGCAGUCACAAAUUUCGGAAAAAUACAGAUAAAGCUGAAACUGUUAAGAUACUACUUGAAAGUGGAUGUAUACCUGACGCAGCUAUGAUCCAUGCAGCGAGAAAGCGUAGACAGAAAGCAAGAGAAUUGGGAACUGAUUUCAUUCCUAUUGAAGAGCAAAGUGAUGACAAGGGCAAGUCCAGACUAAUACGAGAAGAAGAUCAUGAUCAAAGUGACGAUGAUGAUUCUCAAGACCGACUUGAUAUGACUGUCAACACAGAAGCACGUGAUAAAGAAAAGAGGAGAGAAGCAUUUCUUGCUUCUCAAGUUCCAAUAAAAUUUUCAGAUAAUGAAAGUGAACACGAAAAUGAAGAAGAAGAAUGGGAAGCUCAACAGAUACGAAAGGGUGUAACCGGCGCUCAGAUUGCAGCGGCACAGCAGGAUUCUAUGUUACAACAACAAUAUACAAUGGGUGUGAAUGUUAAUCAAAUGAUAGGAUCUGGUGUAUCUUUAGAAAUGGUAUUAAUGCCUGCACCGCCACCACCUCCAUCCAUUCAACCACCAGAUCCGACAAAGAUUGUACCCCUUACACCACAAGAAGUUGUGGACAGAAUGCGCGCAAGGUUGGACAGUUUGAAAGAGGUACAUAGACGACAUCAGCAAGAUCAGGAGCGUUUAGAACAAGAAUUACAGCAAACCGUGAAAGAAUUGGACGAGGGCGAAGUUCGUACGCCGCAUUACGCACAACGCUUCAGAUAUUACCAAGAGUUGCGUGGGUAUGUCACUGACUUGGUAGAGUGUCUUGAUGAGAAGCUUCCUCUGGUUAUCGAGUUGGAGCGACGCUGGUUAGAUCUGUAUGGCGAACGCUCGACCGAAUUGAUGGAACGGAGACGACAGGACACGAGGGAUCAGGCAGAAGAAAUAACUGCAGCAAGAGGUCAAGCUAUGAGAAGAGGACCGGAAGUAGAAGCUCAUGUACGACGAGCUACAGAAAGGGAAGGUAGGAGAGCCCGUCGUAGAAGAGCGAGAGAAUUAGCUUCAAAUAUGCCAAAACAUAUCGAUGGCAUGUCUAGUGACGAUGAAGUUACUGAGCAACAAAAUCUCGCAUUUAAACAAGCAAAAGAUGAAAUUGAUAAUGAUUGUAAAAGUAUAUUUUCUGAUGUCAUGGAGGAAUAUUGUACAGUACGUGGUAUACUUUCAAAGUUUGAAUUGUGGAGAGAGACGGACAUAGACGCGUAUACAGAAGCUUAUGUGUCGUUAUGUAUACCCAAAAUUAUUUCUCCAAUUAUCAGAUUACAAUUAGUUGGCUGGAAUCCAAUUAUGGAAAGCGCUGACAUAGAGAGGACAAAAUGGUACAAUACAUUGCUUCUAUACGCUUUAGAUAGCAAAGAGACGGAGGAGUCGUUGAAACGAGAUCCGGAUGUUAGAUUAAUACCAUUCACAAUUGAAAAGAUUGUAAUCCCAAAAUUGACAUCUAUUAUCGAAAAGAUAUGGGAUCCAAUGUCGACAUCUCAAACUUUACGUCUUGUAGGGGCUACAAAUCGUCUCAUCAAGGAAUAUCCGAAUUUAAAUGAUACAAGCAAACAAUUGAAAAUUCUAUUUAAUAUUAUUUUAGAUAAAAUUAAGGCUGCUGUUGAGAAUGAUGUUUUCAUACCCAUCUUUCCAAAACAAGUUUUUGAUACAAAACAUCAAUUUUUCCAAAGACAAUUUGCAAUGGCCGUCAAGUUACUGCGCAAUUUAUUAAGUUGGCAAGGUCUUCUUGGAGAUAUGCAGCUAAAAAACUUGGCGUUAGGCUCACUUUUGAAUCGUUAUCUUCUGGCCGGAUUACGAGUGUCUUGUCCAACUGAUGCUUUAUUUAAAGCAAACAUGAUCAUGAGUACGCUACCAAGAACGUGGCUACAAGGGGAAACUAUAGAACAUCUCAGAAUGUUUGCCGCCCUUAUUCAACAGCUUAGCGAACAGUUGGAUCAAGCAAAUCCUGCACAUCAUGAAGCCUGGGAAUAUGCCAAGUCCAUCUUGAAAAUAAUCAAGCCAUUGUAA